UUAGGAUGCGGCGCAUUAGCAAAAAGAAAAACACAAAAAGCCCUAAACUCCGCCGUCUAAUGAAGCUAUAUCCGUCUCAGCCUUGUUCAUCCAGCAAAUUUAUUUAGAUUAUCACCAAAUAUUUAUCUUUGUUAAUUAAUUACAAUACUUCUGUUUAUCCAAAAAAAACACUACCGAUAAUGUUGUUCCAUUUUAUGAUUUUAGUUUAAGAUAGGCUUUAAGGUUUGGAGGUUUGUCGGCCGGCACUGGUUUCGUGUUGGUGAAGCUUCCUAUCAAUACUGCGGCAAAUUUUCGACCAGCUUCAGAAAAGCGUUUUAAGUAAGCUUAAUUCAUACACCACACACAAGUUCUUCAACGAAACGACAGAGCAAAAGAGUUGCCAAGAGCAUGAGCAUUGAAGACCUUGAGAAUGCUGACAGGAUCAGCCAGUUGCCUGAAGCUUUGAUCCUGCUGAUUUUGUGUCUACUUCCUGUGAAAGUUGCCAUAGCCACAAGUCUCUUGUCUAAGCAAUGGAAAUAUCUUUGGAAGUUGAUGCCUAAACUCAAGUUUGACUAUUUGGAUCACAAACGUCAACUCGGGACGUUUUCAAGUAAUGCUGUUAUGACUUUGCUUUCACACAUGGCUCCGGUCUUACAGAGUUUGUAUCUCAUUGUUCAUCUAGAAAGAUGUAAUGCAAAGGAUACAGGGAUCUUGCUUGGAAUUGCAUUGGGUCUCCAUGUGCAUGAGCUGGUUCUAGAAGUUAGAUCUAGGGAAGUGUUCAAAUUUCCUAGUUGCUUGUUUAACGUUAAUAAACUAGUGACCUUGAAACUCAGGUAUAAAAUUCAUAUGGAUGUACCUUCUCCGGUUUGUUUCAAAACCCUUAGAAAUCUGCACCUUCACUAUGUGGAAUAUAAGGACCAUAAUUCAGUUAUUAACCUUUUGGAUGGUUGUCCUAAUCUCAAAACUUUGACUGUGCAUAGAUAUUCACAUAGCAGUGUGAAGACGUUCACUAUAUCAGUGCCAGCUUUAGACAGGCUAUCAAUUUAUAAUAGCAAUGGGGGACAACUAGAUUGGGGCUAUGUGAUAAAUACUCCUUCUCUGAAGCUCUUAAAGAUUAAAGGGAUUUGUGGUCUUGGGUUUUGUCUAAUUGAGAAUGUUAUGGAGCUGGUGGAGGCAAGUAUUAUUGAUGUCUCUAGUAUAUCCAACGAGAACCUUCUAGGGUCUCUAGCUUCAGUAAAACGUCUUUCAUUGAGAAUAUCUCCCUUGAAGAUUACUUUUCCUACCGGUAGCAUCUUCGAUCAGCUGGUGUAUUUGGAGCUACAUGCAUAUAAAGAAGCAUGGUGGAAUCUACUUACCCUUAUGCUUGAUAGGUCUCCUAAACUGAAAAUCCUCAAGCUCAUAAACCGGUGGCAUUGUGAAAAAGAUUAUGUGGGUCGCGGGGAAUGGAAACAACCGGAGAAUCUUCCUAAAUGUUUUUGGUUUCAUCUUGAGACAUUCAUAUGGAAAGGUUACAAAUGGCAACGAGAAGAUGAGAAACAAGUGGCGAAAUACGUUCUAGAGAACGCAAUUAAUUUGAAGAGAGCAAUUUUCUCCUCAAAACGUAUCAAGCAUAAAGAGAGAGUAGAGGUGUUCAAGGAUUUAAAAAGUGUGGCCAGGGCUUCAAAUUUAUGCCAGAUUAUAUUCAAAUGAAGAAUACAUAUUAGGGUAGUUUUGUAACUUGUAUGGUAGCUUCAGUUCAGCAGAUUUACUAGAUUUUGACAUGCACCGAUUUUGACUUUUUAUCUAAUUUUUUAAUCUAA
Molecule: messenger RNA, 1778 nt
Organism: Raphanus sativus (radish)
Lineage: Eukaryota; Viridiplantae; Streptophyta; Magnoliopsida; Brassicales; Brassicaceae
Product: putative F-box/FBD/LRR-repeat protein At4g13965
Exons: 4
Coding region: 388-1668 (426 amino acids)
Molecular function (GO): protein binding
Source: RefSeq, a predicted model, not a curated record